GAUUAAUCACCGAAACCUUGCCAACAAGCUUUUUCACUUCGUAGAUCAAUUACAUAACCGUGUUAUACAAUGUAUACAGUACAUCUCCAGUAAACCGUAAACGGUGAUAUGGACGAGGAAGUUCGUCAACACGCCAGAGAAAAGCUAAUUUCGCUAGUGCAUUAUCAGGGAGGUGUAUUCUCCUUUUGGCCCCGCUGCCACUGUGCUGGCUGCUCAUCUUCUUCUUCCUCCUCCUCCUCCUCGUUGUGUUUCUGCAGGGAAAUACAAGGCAAGGUCCAGUGAGAGUCUCGACUGGCUGCAUAAAGACGCGCCUACUCCUGGUCGCGCACUUCUUAAGAAAGUAUACGUGUCCGAGUCUCGUCUGAGCAUCCAGAGAGGGUUUCAUGUGAAGGAUUAAAAUCUCAGUUUGAACAAAUAAUCGUCCAGAGAUGGUUCUUCAGAGGAUUUUUCGGGCUGUCAUUAUGGGACCUCCGGGGUCGGGGAAAGGAACAGUGUCUGCGCGCAUAACUAAAACUUUUGGACUGAAACACAUUUCUAGUGGGGACAUUUUGAGAGCCAACAUCAACGCCAAAACCGAACUCGGUCUGUUGAUGAAGUCCUGUAUUGAUCAGGGUCAGCUGGUACCUGAUGACGUCAUGUGUCGUCUCAUCCUGAGUGACCUGAGAGCAAUGGGCCAGAACAGCUGGCUGCUUGAUGGUUUCCCUCGUACAGCAUUCCAGGCUGAGGCUCUGGAUGACGCCUACAGUGUGGAUACAGUCAUCAACCUCAAUGUACCUUUCCACACGAUCAAACAGAGACUCACCUCACGCUGGACUCACCUUUCCAGCGGCAGAGUCUACAACAUAGAUUUCAACCCUCCUAAAGUUCUCGGUUUGGAUGAUGUGACAGGGGAGCCUCUUGUCCAGAGGGACGAUGACACACCAGAGACAGUCACACGGAGACUGAAGGCCUAUGAAACCCAGACAGAGCCUGUCUUAGAGUAUUACAGGAGUAAAGGUGUACUACAGAUCUUCUCUGGGACUGAAACCAACAAGAUUUGGCCGCACGUCGAGGCUUUCCUUCACAGAAAACUUUCCUCCGUUAAACAGCAAGUUGCAUAGAAAGCCUGAACAGAGCAAGAAGGGUUAAAGUUUACCGGCAUAAACCACUCCGUAAGACUGCAGAUAUUGUUGGAAAAACUCCACAGUGUCUCUCAAGUUAGGUUGGGAAACUCUCAGGAUGUGUGCAUAAAAUCCUUAACAUUAAUCCUUAGCAUUUCCACAGAUUGUCUCUUUAUUUAAUAAUGUGCCUUUAUGAAGCCAGUAGACGUUACUGAAUCUAAUCUUAAGGUAACGUUUACAAGAAAUUGUAAAUUUCAAAAAAAUUACAAAAGUUACAAAAACGACACUGAAAACAAAUGAGAGAUUUUUCUGUUUUCUCCGUUAGAAAUCCUUUAUAACAAUUACUAAAGGGAAUUGUGCCAUGUUCUACAAAUGACUGUAUAUUAACUUUUGCACUCAAGUGCCUUUUGCUGCUUUUGGAAUGUAACAGGUAGCUCAGUGAAUUUAGUUUGUAAAUAUGUUUUAUGAAUAUGGACCACAGAUUGAAUGAUUUAUGAACCACACUUGAAUAUUGAAUAUUUUUAAUUAAACAUUGUGUAGCAGCUUCUUUUAACCACCUUAAGUCUUAAUUGUGUUGCCUCUGAAAUCCACAUUGUUUUAUAGGCAAUCCAUGUUAAGAUUGUAAAAGAAAAAGUUCUCUCAGGUCCAAUUCAGUGGCUGGUUCAGAUGAGUUUUAUUCACUGCACAGUGGAGACAGAAGCUCACAAGAAGCUGUAAGAUUCUCUCUGACCAGAAUGAGUUUUCUGGUCAGGGUUUUAUACAAAAGUUACAGAAAGCAACAGAAUAACAAAAGCUGAGAAGGCAUUGACUCACAAAACUAUCUGAGUAGAUUUGCAUAGACCCAACACUGUCUGCUCAAACUACU
This is a messenger RNA of Sander lucioperca (pikeperch), 1965 nucleotides long. RefSeq names its product adenylate kinase 3 (gene ak3). NCBI's taxonomy places the organism in Eukaryota, Metazoa, Chordata, Actinopteri, Perciformes, Percidae. Gene Ontology annotation, molecular function: ATP binding; AMP kinase activity. The coding region runs from base 429 to 1100 and encodes 223 amino acids. The transcript has 5 exons. The record is from RefSeq and is a predicted model, not a curated record. Gene Ontology annotation, biological process: nucleobase-containing compound metabolic process. Gene Ontology annotation, cellular component: cytoplasm; mitochondrion.